Gloeophyllum trabeum ATCC 11539 is the source of this 474-nucleotide messenger RNA. RefSeq lists its product as uncharacterized. The transcript has 2 exons. Gene Ontology annotation, molecular function: zinc ion binding; nucleic acid binding. Lineage: Eukaryota; Fungi; Basidiomycota; Agaricomycetes; Gloeophyllales; Gloeophyllaceae. The record is from RefSeq and is a predicted model, not a curated record. Bases 1 to 474 code for a protein of 157 amino acids.
AUGGACACCGAUCGCCUGUCAAUCAGUGAAAGGGAGAAAUACAUGAAGGAAGGGCGAUGCUUCACCUGUGGUCAGACUGGCCACAGGGCUGCCAAUCACAAGCAGGACAAAGGCAAGCAACCAGAGAGACGACCUGUCCGAGCUACAGAGGUCAAAGAAGAUGCAGACAAAGGAACCUCCAGUGUUGCCAAGAUCAAAGCAAUGAUGGCAGAACUUGAAGAGAACGACAAGAUCAAUAUUUUGCUAUCACGUGGAAAGGGAAGCGCUGAAACGACUGGAGAAGCCCUCAUUGAUUCAGGGGCUGGAGGAAUCUUUAUCGACCAGAAGUUUGUGCUGACGAACAAGCUGAAGAUGGUCCCUAUACCUAGACCAAUCAAGGUCUUCAAUGUUGACAGCACCAAGAACAGGCAAGGUCUCAUUACCAAGGCCGCAUUCCUACAGAUGAAAAUUGGAGAUCGAGUCCGCUCUGUCUGA